ACGCCUAUUCUCAAAAGGCUUCGUCUCUGUAAAUGGCGACUGGUUCUCUACAACUUCCUGUGGUACAGAAGACUAUUGGCGGCCUCAGCUCUAUCCUACGGGGAGAUGGGAGCCAGUCAGUAAAGGAAGACGCUAUAUUGAGUCAUUUAAAAGCACUGGAGACAGACAGCCGUUUCAACAUUGACCCAGAAUUUCCUUCUGAUGGGAAUUGGUUUAACACAGGUGGCAAGCCUCUCUCCUUCUCUUCUGGCCAGUUAGAAGGGAACCUGAUCCUCCUUGACUUCUUCACGUACUGCUGUAUCAAUUGUCUCCACUUGCUGCCUGAUUUAGCUAAACUUGAAUCCAAAUUCAGCCACAAUGAAGGCCUAUUGGUGGUAGGUGUGCACUCACCAAAGUUCCCCAAUGAGAAGGGAGACUCCAAUUUAUUAAACGCCAUACUUCGCUAUGAUAUACACCAUCCAGUACUCAAUGAUGUUAAUAUCAUCCUUUGGGAGAAACUCGGUAUCUCGUGUUGGCCCACUGUCGUUCUAAUUGGGCCAGGAAACAAAUUAAUUUAUUAUAUUAUCGGAGAGGGGCAUUAUAUGGAGAUGGAGCUAUUUGUGAGUACUGCUCUUCGUUAUUAUAAAUCCAGUGGAGUUUUGAGGGGCGUGUCUGUGGGCGUGGCUCUGGAGAAAGACAAAGUGGAGGAGAGUAUUUUGAGCUUUCCGGGAAAACUGGUUUCUUUUAAAAGAGGCGGAGUUUCGGAGCUAUUGUGCAUAUCUGAUUCGUCGAAUCAUCGUGUAUUGGUUGUUGAUGCUGUCACUGGCCUCGUCAAACAGGUUUAUGGAUCUGGUUCUCCUGGUUUUAAGGAUGGGCGGGGCAAGGAGGCAGAGUUUAAUUGUCCCCAAGGAUUGGUGAUAUGCGAGGAGUGUGUUUAUGUUGCUGAUACAGAAAAUCAUUUAAUUAGAAAGAUUUCAUUGUCUGAUGAUUUUGUUCUCACAGUGGCUGGGACUGGCUACCAAGGAAAUGACAAAGAGGGUGGGAAAGUUGGAAAGGAACAAGAAAUCAGCUCACCCUGGGACCUUGCCAUCAAUAGCGAUUGCUCAAUCAUUUACAUUGCAAUGGCUGGUACUCAUCAACUUUGGGCGUAUUUUCUAAAUAAUGCUCAACUCUUCAAAAAGGUGGAGUAUGGGCGUGGCUCUGUUGUUAGGAUGGUUGGAUCUGGAGAAGAAGCAAAUAAAAAUAAUUCAUUUCCUUAUAAGGCAGCAUUGGCUCAACCCUCGGGCCUUAGUUUAACAAAAGAUGGUUCUAUUCUUUAUGUGGCCGACAGUGAGAGCAGUACAAUUCGCUCUGUGUCUCUUAAUGAAGGGGGCGGGGUCAAAGCUGUAGUGGGAGGAGCUUUAGACCCAAUGGAUUUGUUUGCUUAUGGAGAUGUUGAUGGGAAAGGACGUGAUGUUAAGCUCCAGCAUCCAAUGGGUGUGGCUUGGGAUGAUACCAAUCAGUUGUUAUACAUUGCAGAUUCCUUCAAUCAUAAAAUUAAAGUGGUCAAUCCUAAGACUAAAGUAUGCAGUACUUUGGCUGGUACAGGGUCUCCUGGUUUGGUCGAUGGUUCUUUUGAGGUGGCCCAAUUCUCAGAGCCAGCUGGACUGUGUAUGAGUCAAGAGGGCGAUACACUCUAUGUUGCUGAUACUAAUAAUCAUGCUAUAAGAAUACUGGAUUUAAAAGAGAAGAAAGUGUCUCAGGUUAAACUCCGCCUCUCCCAGGACAGUACCGCUAAUGCUGAAGACACUGACUGCAGCUCAUCUUACACGCCCAUAACUAACCCUCGUUUUGUAUCCAUGGUAACCCUGAGUCCCCUUAGCGUCCCUCCAAAAGGUGACCUUGAGAUUAGUUUGACCUUUGAGCUCCAGACAGGAUAUGAGCUUAACGAUGGAUCCAUCUGGCAGUUAAUACCUUUGCCUACUGAUUCACCUGUUGCUUUUACUAGCCCAGUUAACAAGAAGGGAACGGUCCAGUUGCUGGCCCCACUGGUGAUUAAAUUAAGUUUAGGCGACACACUUGAUGUGUCUAAUGUCAAAGUGACAAUACAAUUGGAGUUGUUCAUUAUUGGUUGUUCUCUCAUUGAUGACGCAUGCCACAUGAAACAGUGUAUCAUAAACCAACCACUUCAUUUCAGUGAACAAUCAUCUCCAGCUGCUCAUUCAAUAUCACAUCUAAUCAUCAUGUCAGAAGACCAACAGGAUUAGGCCUGUACAUGUACAUCAUCCAUUAUGUAUGUGUACAUGUUUACCGUGUGUAUCAAUGAUUGUAAUUCUUGUACUUUCUCAUGUUUUAAUCAAUUGCAUUCUUGUUUUAUUUCUCUCAAUAACAAUAUUUUGUUACAUUUUAUUUCAUUCAGCCUUGUUCUUUAAUUUUUAAUAGAGAUAAAGAGAACUGCAAUAUCCUUUGUGUUUAUUGUCUGCUAUUAGAACUAUCAUUAAUUUAUUGUUUUUUAAUAUUAAGUAAAUUCCAAACCUUCAUUCUAAAGUCUUCUUUGAGUU
This is a messenger RNA of Amphimedon queenslandica, 2519 nucleotides long. RefSeq names its product NHL repeat-containing protein 2-like. The record is from RefSeq and is a predicted model, not a curated record. The transcript has 10 exons. Lineage: Eukaryota; Metazoa; Porifera; Demospongiae; Haplosclerida; Niphatidae. Gene Ontology annotation, molecular function: protein binding. Bases 33 to 2225 code for a protein of 730 amino acids.